Messenger RNA from Cyprinodon variegatus (sheepshead minnow), 1542 nucleotides. It is a transcript of the gene hdac11, whose product is annotated as histone deacetylase 11. NCBI's taxonomy places the organism in Eukaryota, Metazoa, Chordata, Actinopteri, Cyprinodontiformes, Cyprinodontidae. The record is from RefSeq and is a predicted model, not a curated record. The coding region runs from base 211 to 1257 and encodes 348 amino acids. The transcript has 12 exons. Gene Ontology annotation, molecular function: histone deacetylase activity.
AAGUUUCGAGCGAGCGAGCGGAGCAGUGUUGUCUCACUGCUCCGCCCACUACGUAAACAGCGUAUGAGGCUUGAGGAAACAGAGAUUCCUCUGUGACGUAGUGAAGCAGCUGGGUCGCUUGGAGUUCAGAGCGGCUCCCGUCCUCCUUUCUUCUGCGUGCCUGACUGCUGUAAUGCGCAUGCGCACAGGUCAGAUCAGCUAUGAUUGGAGAUGAUGUCUGAUAGAAGAGACACUAAGGGGAAGAGCUUUCACCACUCUGAGCUGUUCGCCAGCAUCCCUCCAACAUGUCUGCCCAUCGUCUACCAUCCAAACUACAACAUCACCUUCAUGGGCCUGGAGAAGCUCCACCCAUUCGACUCUGGGAAGUGGGGAAAAGUCAUCCACUUCCUGAAAGAGGAGCAGUUUGUCAGCGAUGAGAACUUGGUGGAAGCUCGUGAGGCAUCAGACGAGGAUCUGCUGGUGGUUCACACUAAACGGUACCUCAACAGAUUAAAGUGGUCUGUUGUGGUGGCAUCCAUCACUGAAAUCCCCCCCCUGAUGCUUCUGCCCAAUUCCCUGGUCAAGAGGAGGGUGCUGAGACCUUUACGGACCCAAACAGGAGGAACCAUAAUGGCUGGGAAGCUGGCUAUAGAGCGAGGAUGGGCCAUAAAUGUAGGGGGGGGCUUCCACCACUGCUCCAGUGACAAAGGAGGGGGCUUCUGUGCGUAUGCUGACAUCACGUUGGCCAUCAGGUUUCUUUUUGAUAGAGUGGAGGGCGUCUCCACAGCAACCAUCAUUGACCUUGAUGCUCAUCAGGGAAACGGACAUGAGCGAGAUUUUCUGGACGACCGGCGAGUUUUCAUCAUGGACGUGUAUAAUCACAACAUCUAUCCUGGGGACGGAUUCGCCAAACGGGCCAUAAAGAGGAAGGUGGAGCUGGAAUGGGGCACCGAGGACUCGGAGUACCUUCAGAAGGUUGAGCUCCACUGUGAGGGAGCGCUGAACGAGCUGCGUCCUGACGUCAUCGUUUAUAACGCAGGGACGGACAUCUUGGAUGGGGAUCCCCUGGGAGGCCUCUCCAUAUCGCCUCAGGGCAUCAUUAGGAGGGAUGAGCUGGUGUUCAGGGCCGCCAGGCGGCGUGGGAUCCCCAUCCUCAUGGUGACUUCAGGAGGAUACCAGAAGAAAACGGCUCGGAUCAUCGCUGACUCCAUCCUGAACUUACAUCUACAGGGCCUGAUCGGAGCAGACGGUUCAGGAUCAGGACCGUCUGCUGAGUGAGGCUGGCUGCCUCUCAGACGCUAACCGUAGUCUGGACUCUCAACAAAUGAGUUUUCCACUAAAAAAGGACUGAAUGUUGGAAAAGUGAAGUAAAACAGGAAGAUUAAUGAGUUUCCAUGAUUAUUCUUCUUUGCUGCUGGAGAACAUCGAUUCUCCCAAUAAAGGAUGUUUCUAUUUCCUUCUGUUUCCCUUAAAAACAUGGUGCCAAAACAUUCAAAGGGAUGUAAGAAAACAUAAAGAUUAGACAUAAAAAAAAAAAAGAAAACAUUUAAAUGGAUGUAGUGG